ACGUCGUAUUAGCAUUGUCUAUAGAUUUAGUAUUAGGACCACGAACUUCCUUAUUACAGAUACAAAUUACAAAAGUAAAAUAGAGUGGCAUUCCUGGUUAUAGGAGGAAGGAAGAAAAGGCUAGUUUAUCGAUUGUCUGAAGGCGUAUUUUGAUUGAUGCGCAUCUUUCUGCGCGUUAACCAUAAUAAUCACCAGACAGCUGUCAUUAUUUUGCGGAGUAUUUUGGGAAAGAAAAGUUCUAAGUCGUAAUUUCUUUGUACAUAUUUUUUAAUUGAAGAUGUCCUACGCAUAUUUAUUCAAAUAUAUUAUUAUCGGAGAUACAGGUGUUGGCAAGUCCUGUUUGUUACUACAAUUCACAGACAAGAGAUUUCAACCUGUUCAUGAUCUCACUAUUGGAGUAGAAUUUGGAGCUCGAAUGAUAACAAUUGAUAGCAAACAGAUUAAGUUACAAAUAUGGGAUACGGCUGGUCAAGAAGCUUUCCGAUCUAUCACCCGGUCUUAUUAUAGAGGUGCAGCUGGAGCUCUCUUAGUAUAUGAUAUCACUCGAAGAGAAACCUUCAACCAUUUAACCACAUGGCUAGAUGAUGCCAGACAACAUUCCAAUUCUAAUAUGGUUAUUAUGCUGAUUGGAAAUAAAAGGUUAGUGAAAUCUUCUGAGGAAAUCCUUCAAUUGCAAUCAGGUUUCACAUUGGCUUUCACAGUGACCUGAUGUCAAUUUAAAUUU
Messenger RNA from Leptinotarsa decemlineata (Colorado potato beetle), 724 nucleotides. It is a transcript of the gene Rab2, whose product is annotated as RAS oncogene family member Rab2. NCBI's taxonomy places the organism in Eukaryota, Metazoa, Arthropoda, Insecta, Coleoptera, Chrysomelidae. The record is from RefSeq and is a predicted model, not a curated record. Gene Ontology annotation, molecular function: GTP binding; GTPase activity.